Messenger RNA from Archocentrus centrarchus (flier cichlid), 8396 nucleotides. It is a transcript of the gene rp1, whose product is annotated as oxygen-regulated protein 1. The transcript has 4 exons. Gene Ontology annotation, cellular component: axoneme. The record is from RefSeq and is a predicted model, not a curated record. Bases 310 to 7116 code for a protein of 2268 amino acids. Gene Ontology annotation, biological process: retina development in camera-type eye; photoreceptor cell development; intracellular signal transduction. Lineage: Eukaryota; Metazoa; Chordata; Actinopteri; Cichliformes; Cichlidae.
ACAGCAGCUUGACGGCUAACAGUUAGCCAAUUAGCCGCUAAGGACCUCCCUUCCAAAUGAAACUUAAAGUCAAGGAUAAGAGAACAAUAUCACUCUGAUCUGUUUAAGGAUUUGAUAUCCAGUCAUCAAAUUAGCUCAAACUGACCGCUUCCAGAUUUGUUUUGCCUUGAGAGGCCACAAAGCUGACAGCGAUGCUACGAGGCUAACUCCUAGCAACACACACAGACCAGCCGUUCACAUAAACAGACUCACAAGGGAGCUAAUUAGCGGCUAACCCAUCAGUCAUAACAACAGCUACCUCUACACAGUAUGAGCAAUACACCAGUUCAGGAGCCCCCUACCCAGGGUCUGUCCUCUGGCAGUGGGCAGACGUUACCCUCCCGACCCCUGCAACCCUCUUCUGAUCCCUCAGCUUCUAAAAGAGUAUGCUUCUACAAAAGUGGUGACUAUCAGUUCGGUGGGCAUCGCAUGGUCAUCAAUGCCCGCACCUUUAAGACCUUUGAUGCUCUACUGGAUGCUCUUUCAAAGAAAGUGCCUUUGCCAUUUGGAGUGAGGACCAUCACAACACCUCGGGGGACUCACCUUGUUAGGGCAUUAGAUGACUUACUUGAUGGGGGUGCUUAUGUGUGCUCUGAUCAGAAACGGGUGAAGCCACUAAACCUGGAUGAAGUGAACCGGCGGCAGGUACCUUGGAAUACUACCAGACCACUCAGUGUGGGGCGACGGAGGCGUCAAGGACUCAGAUUUGGUCAGUCUGGCAGCAGGAAUGAAGCCACCAAUAGGCCAGCAAAGGUCACUGAGAGGGUGGCAGUACGGACACCAAAGAAGCUUAUGGUCAUCAAGAACAGGGAUCCAGCUGUCAAACGCACAAUUGUGUUGCAGAGAAGAACAGCUCCAACAUUUGACGCAUUGCUGGAUUACCUGUCCCAGAUACUGCAGUUCCCAGUGCUGAAACUCUACUCUACAGAUGGCAGAAGAGUUGACGGUCUUGCUGCGCUUAUCUUGUGCUCUGGAGUUGUUGUGGCAGCGGGCAAUGAGCCAUUCAGAUUAGCAAACUAUAGUUUUCACAGAACGGGACAGAUGGCACAGGCCAUGUAUGUGGAAACUGUUGAACCAUCGAUGCUGCAACCUAGAACACAGAAGAAAAAGUCUUUAUCGAGUGGACGAGGAUCCAGGAACUUCUCCGUGUCAUCGGAGCAGCAUAUUGUCAAUCAGAUAAACAAGUCUCAAAACGGCCACCUGCAUCCCCACAAUGGAUCAUUUGAAACAGAAGCCAAUCAGCAUCACACAUCCAUGGAGACAUCUGGAACUGGGAGGGCAGAUAACGUGCAUCAAACUUGCAUCGUACCUCACGAUGACGACAUUGAGAAGUCUUUCCGUGUGAAUCAAGAUGGCAGCAUGACGGUGGAGAUGAAAGUUCGUCUGACCAUCAAGGAGGAGGAGAUGCUCCACUGGACUACCACACUCAGCCGCAGCAGCCUUAGCAAGAGGACAGCUUGUGCCUCAAUUUCUGAGUCAGGCAACCGCUCGCCUGACUCGAACAAUGCCAUUGCCAAAGACUCCUCGAGUAUCAGCGAGGAAGAAAUGAAAGAGGAGAACUAUCCCCCUGGAGCUGGAAAGGGCUUUAACGAUGAGCGAACAUGUGAAGGCUACACUUCUACAGCUACGGGAAAAGCAAAAAAAAGUGUCAAACGCACUCCCACACCAGGUCCUCGACAUGUUAAGAAGGCGUCAAUUGAGAGUGUGAAGAGGGUAACAGAGUCAGGGGUUCAAGAGAGCACGCUGGGACAUUAUUCCUACAUGGAGAGGACAGCUGACGGUGAAACAACUGAAGGAUACUGCGUCGUCAGACACAGCAGCAGCAGCAAUAGACCGAUUCCAAAACCUCGGAAAACAGCGUCCGCAGGCGCAAGCAAAAAAUGUUCCACCUCCUCCAUCAGGUCAUCAGGAGUCGCUGAGGUCCUUCAGAUACAGAAUAAUGGGAUGGAAUUUACAGAGACUGUGAUGCAUAUUUAUGAGACCCAAGGCAGCUACGAUAACUAUUUCGCGAAUCAGGAAUAUAGUGUAGAUGGCAUUCCUCUACAUGGCUCGCCUUCAGCACCAGAAAGCAAACAGUCGACUGACUCAGGGCCUCAUUCAUCGAAUAAUGAUUGUGAUAUAGACUGUAACUGGCAGCCACCCACUGCUGACUCACUCCAAAGGCAGAAAGAGGAGAUGUUAUCGCUGUCAUCAGAGCCAGUCUCUCUGACACAUGAGAAUACAAACAAUCUGUCUUCACCGAGUGAAAACGAAACCCAAAGAAACCUUCAGAUUCAGGAGAGAGUAAAACUAGACAACACUCCAAAAAGCACGAAGAAGAAAAAGAUGACUGCGCCUGCUAGGAGUCAGAAGAGUUCAGCUUCAACAAACAGCACAGAUAAAAAAACGAAGGAAAACCUAAUCAGCCCCUCAGAAAACAGCAAGCAUUCAUCUACUGACAAGCUUAGCGGUCAGGCCAGUGUGGGAAAAAGAAGUCUGAAUUCUUCUGAAAGUGCUAAAAGUGGUCAAAAGAGUAAAGGAACAGAAAAGAAAGCAGAAAGUCUGCAAUCUAAGAAAUCCAAUAAAGAUGAAAAGACACCAAGGAAGAACUCAGCCUCAUUAGUUAGAACUGAAAAGUUGAAAAGAACACCACAGAGACAAAACCCAAACAGAGCAGCUGCUAGCGAUAAUGGCCACAAUGUAAAUACUCCGACUGGAAGGCCUCAAAUGAAAAAGAAUAUGUCAGACAUUUUGCAACCAAACAAAUCUCUUUUGUUAGGCAAAAAAAAAAAUAGCAAGCCAAAAUCCAUGCCUGACAGUGGAAUAUCACAGACAAAAACAUCCAUUUCGUUGCCUUCUCUCGAUCCUUCACCCUCUGAAAUCCACCAAUAUGUUGAGAACUGGUUAGAGAAAGUUAACCCAGACCAAGCGCUAUAUCCAGAGGAGGCUAUCAUAGAGGGAACACAACCUCGGACGAAGGUUGUAUUUCAAAUAGGUGGAGAUUCUGAAUCAGAUGAAAAGAAUGAAUGCCAGACUAAUUUAGAUGAAGAUUAUCCAAUGCCUGAUGAUGUUAUCAAGAAAUCAACAUCUUGUCUAUCUGUUCCUCUUAGUCACGAAGAACUAGCAACAGCACAAGGUUUAAGUGUUUCUAUGCCAAAUGUCAGAGCUGAGCUUGUACAUCGGGAGAACAGGGUAAGGUUACACCAAUCUGUAGAGGCCAUCGGUCCAGCUGCCAAUGAAGCAUCUUCAUCCAACUUUUUGAGCCCCAAGGCAAAGAUAAAACCUGCCCUCCAACAACUCUGUUCAUCGAUUCAGUGCAUCAGAAGAGCCUCUGAUGCCAACAUCACACCCAAUCUUGAGAAAUCUAGCAGCCUUCCUGAUUUCCCGACACAAGUAGCCUCAGUGUUCGGCUCAUCGUGUAAAGCCUUUCUGUCAUUCUUGUCAGUGAUGACUCUGAGAGAUCACCUCACAGGCUACACACCAGGAGAGGGCAACAAAUCAAGUUCCACCUCAGAAGCGAUGCUAAUGAUGGAGUCCCUGCAGAAGAUUUCUGCCAUUGAGGAUGAGGAAGAGCAGAGGGCAAGUUUGACUGAUUUGCAAAGCAGAUCAUCUUCUCGUUUCAGACAGAGCUGGAAGGAUUUCCAGCUUCUGAGGGAAAGACUCGAAAGUGAACCUCUUUCUCCCAAAGUUUCAGAAACCGAGUUUGCACUGGAUGUUGUCUCUGAAGGCGGUGAUGCAUUUGAGGAACAUAAUUUGGGUAUUGAUGAGCUGAUGGAGGAGCUGAGCAUGCCACAAGACCUCAGGGAUGACAUCGCUUCGACGAUCAAAACUUUUUAUCCUGUAGAAGAGAGCCAGUGUGUAGAGACUGAUCGAAACCAGUCAGAAUCAGAGGAAGAUGUGGAGCAAUUUGUCCAGGAAAGCAAUGAUGAAAUGAAACAACCAGAUUCUGAUAGUCGAUGUGUAACUGAAGACACUUCUGAAGACAUUUCUGAAACAAAACACAGUUAUGAUGAUGCAGCUUAUACCAAACUGGGGAAGAUAAUGAGUGAGUCAGGCCAACCUGGUGAAGCCAAACAGUCACAGACAGAAAAAGAAGAGUUGUUAAAAGAUAAAGAAAAUGAGACAAAAGAAGAAGGAAGUAGGCAAGAGGAAAAACUUGAGGAGGAAGAGGAGGUGAAGAUUGAGAAAUGUGAAGAUACAAAAGAGACAGAAGCUGAUAGUGAAGGGACUCAAAAGGGAGAUAGGGAAAGCGAGGAAGUGGGAGAAGAGCAAAAGCAAUCAAAAUCAGGGGAAUUAAGUGGUGAGGAAUCUACUGAUAAUGAAGAGGCAGAUGAAGAGGUGGAGACAAAAGAAGAAGAUGGUAGGAAAGAGGAACAACUAGAGGAGGAAGACGAGGUGAAGAUCAGGGAAUAUGGAAAUACAAAAGAGACAGAAGCUGUUAGCGAAGGGUCUGAAAAGGGAAAUGGGGAAACAGAGGAAGAAGGAGUAGAAGAGCCAGAGGAAUCAAAAUCAGGCGAAGCAAGUGGUGUGGAAUCUAUUGAUAAUGAAGAGGCAGGGGCAGAUGAAGAGGAGGAGACAAAAGAAGAAGAAGGCAGGAAAGAGGAACAACUAGAGGGGGUAGAGGAGGUGACGAUCAGGGGAUAUGAAAAUACAAAAGAGACAGAAGCUGUUAGUGAAAGGACUGAUAAGGAAGAUAGGGAAACAGAGGAAGAGGGAGAAGAAGAGCCAGAGCAAUCAGAGGAAAUGAUUGGUGAGGAAUCUAUUAAUAAGGAAGAAGCAGGGGCAGAUGAAGAGGAGGAUGGGACAGAUGAAGAGGAGGAAGAGAUGACACUGGAUGAAAAAGAGUUGGGGGUAGAAUUAAAAGAAAGAGAGAAUAAAGAGGCUGAUGAGACAGAGGAAGCAUUUAUGAAUGCGGACUCAACUCAGUAUAGUGCUGAAGAGACAGAUGAGAGGGAAGGUGCUGAGGAGACAGAGGAGGAAGAGAAAAUAAAUGAGAAGGUUGAUGAGGAGGGUGAAGAAGAAAGCAGUGAUGAAGGGGAAAAUGAGGAGAGGCAAGAGGAGAAAGAAGAUGUGGGUGAAAAUAUGGAGGAGACAAAUGAAGGGGAGGAAGUAGAAAAUGUAACUGAAGAAGUGAAACAGGUGGAGGAGGAGGAGGAGGAGGAGGAGGAGGAGGAGGAGGAAGAGGAGGAGGAGGAAGAAGAAAAUGGAGAAUUACAUACUGUUCCGGGGGAUGUAGAAGAGGAAAUAGAGGAGGAAGUAGAGGAGGGUACUGAGGUAUCUGACAAUGAGGAAAAGGAAAUAGGGGAUAUUACUGAGUCAGAUGAGGUAGAGGAGAUGGAAGCAGAAACAAAUGCAGUUACUGUAACAGAUGCAGAGGAGGAAGUUACUGAAAAAGCAGAUGAGAACAUGGAAAUAGAAGCUGUGAUAGGGGAUAUAAAUAAGCAAGAAACUGAGGAAGAAGAGGAAACAGAGCAAAUAGAAGAAGUUAGUGAGAGAAACAAUAAAGAGGAGGGUGAGGAGGUGGAAGAAGAGAGAGAACAAGAAGGGGAAUUUGAGGAGGAAGGUGUUGGGGAGUCUGUGGUAAAAAAUACAGAGGAAGAGAGUACGAGGAUAACAACAGAUGAGGAAGACGUAGACGAAGGAAGGGAAAUGGACAUAGAAGAUGGAAAGUAUGAUGAGGCUGAAGAUAACAGAAGGGAACCGGAGCAAACAGAAAGUAAUCAAGAAGAAGAAUCAGCAGAAGAGAGAAAAUGUAUAGAGUUGGAGAUGAAUGAAAAUCUGACAGCAGGCCAAAUUGGAGAUGAAGAGGAGAGGGAGGAUGAUGAAGAGAAAGAGUCACAAGAGAAAUUAGACCAGGAAGAAAAACAAGGCACUGGAUCCCCAAGCAAAUACUCCUCUGAAGGUCAGUGUGCAGAUGACAAAGGUAAUGGAACAGACACUGUUACUGAAACAGAUGAAGGAGGAGAGAUGCUUAAAGAAAGAAACGGCAAUUUAUCCCAUCCAGUGGAAAUAUCCCAGGAGUUACUUGACUUUGUGAACUAUGCCCUCCGGUCUUCUUCGCUUAUAUUCAUCUAUGACACUGAGGGUAACAUUAGGAUAGAGCCUGACAAUGCUCAAGUUGUACAAACCAAGCAAACGAUCAUUCCAAUAAGUAGAAAAGACAGUUCAUAUGGUUUAAAACGCCUUCCAAGCCCAAGCACCUCUGAUUUAUCGGAUUACAGACCAGGUACAUCAGAGAGUGGUGGAUAUAAAACUCAGGACUCUGUAGACAUUAUGUCAGAGAGUGGAGAAGAGACUUCAGAGAAGCCUUCUCAAGUCUAUACACAUUCAACAGACAGGCCUGAGAGAACAAAUGUGGAGUUGGUUAACUCAAAAUUGUCUGUUGCAAGUAAUUCAGAAACCUUUCAUAUUUCCAGUGUUUCAGGCACUAAAUCCUCAAGGGAGGAUCUGUCUUACUUCAGGUCAGCAAGCUCAUUAAAAACAGGUGGUGUAGCCAACACACAGAAUGCACAGUGCAUUUCUUUUGUCUCAGAAAACUCAGCUGAUGGGGUCUUGAUUGAUCAGGGCAGAUGGCUCCUAAAGGAGAACCAUCUCAUAAGAAAAUCUCCUCCAGUCUCCCUGGGAAUGUACAGCAAUUUGGACAGCACAUCCUUAGACACAGGUCAGGAGAACACUAGUGAUGAUUCCCCUCCCCAUUUCAAAACUCAGCACAAUCCCCUUGCAGCCAUAUCCUCAUCAGAACUUGAGGAGCUGGCGAAGCCUCCAACUCCAAAGUGCAUCUACUACAACAUGCCACACGGAAGCGACUCGGACCCCUUUUUGGAUGAUUGCAGUGUAAAAAGCAGUGCUCGAGGCAGAGGUGUCAGGGUGUCACCUACUAUUGAUACGUCAAAAACCUGGGCAAAUAAAAAUGGCAGUCAGUCCUCAUUUGCAUCAGUUGAGUUCAGAAUCCCAGACAGAAAAGUGCAUCCCGAGGAGGAGGCAGCAGUCGUGACGCAGCCAAGAAGGACAUCUGGUGGCGAAGACCAUGUACUGCAAUCACAAGAUUCUAUGGACAAUCUGCAUUUGAGAUGUGGCCAAUACUGCCCCAUACUAUGAAAACAAAACAUUAUAUUUCACAAAAACAGCUGCUAGUCUUGACUUUUUUAUGUUCCACCAGACCUUUAGAUGUUUGCUGACACUGAGGAGAGUUGUGCCUCUUAUUUCCAUUAAAUGUAGUAAAAAAAAAUAAAACAAAAUCCAGAUUUACACAAAAUAAUUUUGGUGCUAUCAGGUGCUGUCUAAUAAUAGGACAGCAGAGUAUAAAAAGAGCUAUUUGCUUUAUCUCCUGCAAAUCACCAAUUUCUUCUUGAACAUAAUACACGAAGUGAAAGAAAUGACUGCUAAAGAAAGCAGAUUUCAUUGCUUGUAUUAUUUUAUUUCAACUUUGUUUCAACUUUUUAGAUUCAUUAAUUGAUUUACUUUGAGAAAAAAAAAUUCAUAACUUAAAGGUUUCCUACCCAGGCAGAUUUAAUCAGUCAAGUUUAUGCUAAUACAUGAGAUGCUGAACAGCGCUACUACGGUACUGGCUUUUGACUUUAGGAUUUGACUGAGCCCAAAAAUUGAGUACAAAGGGAAAUAAAAUGAUCAGGUAAACACAAAAAUGCUAAUGUUGCUCUGCUUAUGUUUUCUUAUUUGAUCAGUAUAUCAGGAUGUGCGCUUUGUUUUUGCUGCCCCUAAGUGGUAAAAGUAGGCUUUUAACUGACAUGGUUAGACAUUCUUUAGAAACACACUUAAAGUCUCAGGAAAUCUGAGAAAAGGAUUCUCAUGAUAACCAAUGAUAGAAAAAUGUGUGAAAGUUUUUGUUUUUAAGCUUUAACUUUUUAAUGUGCCUUCUUUUAACAACCCCGCUGGGGGAGUGAUCGUAAUGUUGUAUUUACAGUCAAUAUUUAACUUCCAUUGUUGUCUUGAUUAAAGGUAUACCUGUGUUUAAAGCCUAUAAAUGUUUACACAUGCACAGCAGAAACAGAAACAUUUCUGAUGGUUUCAUUUGAUUCAUUCCCACUCUAUCCAUCACUUAAUCAAUCAGCCAGUCAAUCAAUCAUCACAUCAGUAAGUCAGUCUGUGAGUUUGUCAACUUGAUUUUGAGAAAGCUGAAAACGAUUUAGGUGACAAACGCCUCUGGGAUGUUAUUCUCUUAAAUAGAACAUCCACUGAUGAAGCCCAGUUAUCAGAGAGAAAAAAAAGCAGCUUAGGAUACACACACCCCUCCCACACAACCCUGUCUCCUAAAAAUUAUUUCAGGAUUGAGCUACAAACUAGUGAAAACUAUCCUAUUUGAGAUGAUUGCCUAGAAGCAUCUCUGGACUCUGGUGACAUUUGACUUUGGUUAUAACUAA